Molecule: messenger RNA, 2143 nt
Organism: Maniola jurtina (meadow brown)
Lineage: Eukaryota; Metazoa; Arthropoda; Insecta; Lepidoptera; Nymphalidae
Exons: 7
Coding region: 147-1550 (467 amino acids)
Source: RefSeq, a predicted model, not a curated record
AAUACAAACUAUAUACUGUAUCUGCAGACUGCCGAGUGCCGACCUCCCGGCUCCCUCCCUCCGUUCAGUUCAGAGGCCGGCUUCACUCCGAGCUCACGCACUGUGGUUUACUAUAAAAGUGACUAAGUUAUUUAUUUAUCUCAACCAUGGCAAACAUUCUAGAUGUGUCUACGGACGAUAAUCUCCAAUACCAAUUUUUCCCGGUAUCCAGCGGUUCCGUCCAGUUCAAGAUAAGGGCUCCUAAUGACGCCCAUAUCGCUCUCACCAUGGGACCCCAGGAGUCUGACCCGAUGUAUGAGGUUUUCAUCGGUGGUUGGGGUAACACCAAAAGUGUAAUCAGAAGAAACAGAACCAAACCAGAGAAAGUUGAAAUCGAAACACCCUAUAUCCUCAACCCUGGUGAAUUCCGUGGUUUCUGGGUGCGUUGGGAUGGUGGCGUUGUUUCAGCCGGCCGUGAAGGAGAGGCAAUCCCCUUCAUCUCCUGGGCCGACCCGGAGCCUUUCCCGGUCAACUUUGUGGGAGUCUGCACCGGCUGGGGUGCCACUGGCACUUGGAAAAUUGAAGAUGGAGCGGAGUUCAAUACGCCCGACAAGUUAGAGUAUAAAUUCGGGCCUGUAGCGGCCGGUUCCUUGGAACUAGAAUAUCGUGGCCCGCACAACUGUCACAUCUGCCUCACACCAGCGCCCGGAGAAGUCGACCCGAUGUACGAAAUCAUCCUCGGUGGUUGGGAAAAUUCCCAGUCCGUCAUUAGGCACUGCAGACAGAAACCCGAUAAGGUAACUGUCCCAACGCCUGGUAUAAUGAACCCGAACGAGUUUAAAAAGUUCCUCAUCGAGUGGCGCUGUGGCAGAUUGACAGUACGGGACGGAAGGUCAGGCGCAGUCUUGAUGGAGUGGAUGGACCCGUCGCCUUUCCCCGUGACUCACUUUGGCGUGCGCUCCGCAUACGGGGCUCGAGGAAAUUGGCGUAUUUCGCAUUUCAACAGAGGCGGUGCCCAACCACUAGCGCCGUCGGCUCCGCAAGCUUCUGCUCUGUACAGCGCACCACCUGGCUACCCCGGUCCAGGAGCUGGCUACCCUGGUGCAGGUGGUGGUUACCCAGGAGUCGCUCCAGUAUCGGGCGGCGCGGGCGUGUGGGUAGACGCCACAUCUGGCCAGGUGCCCCCAGGGGCUGUGGUCGGGGGCCAAGACUGCUCCGGAGAGCCGAUCUACGUGGCUAGAGCACGGCAUGAGGGCGCUUUGAUUCCUGGCAAACUGUGCUCGUCCCACGGUUGCGCGUAUGUGCCUUGGGGUGGAAAGGAAAACGCCAAGAAUGAAUAUCAGGUGUUGAUCGGUGGUCCCAGCAACUGGGUGCCAACGAACGGGUCAAACAUUCCUCCCGGCGCAUUCCCCGGAGGUGAAUCGGAGGACGGCGAGCCUCUGUUCGUCGGCAGAGUGCGUCACGAGGGAAGCCUCACCACCGGCAAAGUGCAGCAAUCUCACGGCGUCUGCUACAUCUCCUUCGGCGGACAGGAGCUCGGCUUCCCCGACUAUGAAGUACUUGUCGCCUAAACGUCAAUUAUGUAUUUUACACUGCGUCAAUCCAAUGCGUUUUUAUGUAAGUCAAUUUUGUACACCAAAGCCAUGCUUACAGUCUGACGAGUGCUGUUAAAUUAUGUCGCGUUCGGCUUCAGUGAAGCCAUAAUAAUAAAGUGCCUUUAAAAAAACUUUAGUUGACAGUCAAAAACUGUAUGGAGUGUAUCUCUGGUUGAUGGAAACAAAAUAUGUACCUACCUACUCCUACUUGUUGACUCUUUAACCUCUCGGUGAAUCUCGGUCAUGUAAAAAAUUAAAAGAUUGUACAAAUUGGAUUGAAACAGUUUUAGUAGGUAUGUGUAACUGAUCGCUUCCAAAAAGCGCAUUCAGAGCUUCUCGUGUCGUGAAUUCGUGAUUGAGCUUUCAAGGCUUUAUUAAUAGUUGUAUAAGUAAAUUUAUCUACCAUGGUUAAUAAAUUCACAUUGUGCCUGGUAAAUUCAUUUUUAAUGCACUGCAUAAUGCUCUCGUAGUCAUUUGUUAUUGAAUAUUAUUAUUAAAUGUAGUGAUUAUAUUCUCUGAUGUCACUGUAACAGCUAUGUUAUAUUUUUAUUAAAUUAUUUUUAAACGCA